UUUUGCAAUUUUGAAACCGGAUCUCGCUCUCCGCGGAAGACGGCCGAGCUCUUCACCCCGGCCUGGCCCGCCGCACCCCGCAGGCCCGGCUUUCCCCUGCGCGCUCCGGGCUGGGCGCGGCGCGUGUGCGGAGCCGCCGCGGUGACACGGAACGCCGGCCGCCCCGGGCCGGGGGAGGCGCGCACCAAGCGGCGACGGCGGGCUGGCCUGGCGCGCCGCGGCACUCGCUCACCGGCUCCGGAGGAAGGGCAGCGGGCCCCGCCGCUGCCUCCCGAUGGCGAGGCUGCGGGAUUGCCUGCCCCGCCUGAUGCUCACGCUCCGGUCCCUGCUCUUCUGGUCCCUGGUCUACUGCUACUGCGGGCUCUGCGCCUCCAUCCACCUGCUCAAACUUUUGUGGAGCCUCGGCAAGGGGCCGGCGCAGACCUUCCGGCGGUCCCCCCGGGAGCACCCUCCCGCGUGCCUGAGCGACCCCUCCUUGGGCACCCACUGCUACGUGCGGAUCAAGGAUUCAGGGUUAAGAUUUCACUAUGUUGCUGCUGGAGAAAGAGGCAAACCACUUAUGCUGCUGCUUCAUGGAUUUCCAGAAUUCUGGUAUUCUUGGCGUUACCAACUGAGAGAAUUUAAAAGUGAAUAUCGAGUUGUAGCACUGGAUUUGAGAGGUUAUGGAGAAACAGAUGCUCCCAUUCAUCGACAGAAUUAUAAAUUGGACUGUCUAAUUACAGACAUAAAGGAUAUUUUAGAUUCUUUAGGGUAUAGCAAAUGUGUUCUUAUUGGUCAUGACUGGGGAGGCAUGAUUGCUUGGCUAAUUGCCAUCUGUUAUCCUGAAAUGGUGAUGAAGCUUAUUGUUAUUAACUUCCCUCAUCCAAAUGUAUUUACAGAAUAUAUUUUACGACACCCUGCUCAGCUGUUGAAAUCCAGUUAUUACUACUUCUUCCAAAUACCAUGGUUCCCAGAAUUUAUGUUCUCGAUAAAUGAUUUCAAGGUUUUGAAACAUCUGUUUACCAGUCACAGCACUGGCAUUGGAAGAAAAGGAUGUCAAUUAACAACAGAGGAUCUUGAAGCUUAUAUUUAUGUCUUUUCUCAGCCUGGAGCAUUAAGUGGCCCAAUUAACCAUUACCGAAAUAUCUUCAGGCUUCUAAGGGAAGAAUUCCAUACAGAUGUUACCUUCUCUGUGGGUUGUACUUUGUUCAAAGCACACAAAGCAGUCCUUUUAGCAAGAGUUCCUGACUUCUAUUUUCAUACUCUUGGACAGACAUCAAAUAGUUUAACAAAUCAGGAGCCUGUUGCUGUGGAGAAUGUUGAAGCUUUAGAAUUUAGAACGUUUUUACAGAUUAUAUAUUCAUCAAACAGAAACAUAAAAAACUAUGAAGAGGAAAUUCUUAGGAAAAAGAUAGUGGAGACUGGGAUAUCACAAAAGCAACUUGACAUCAGUUUUCCACAGUGUAAAAACUCAUCUGAUUUUUCUCUUCAGAAGCAUGAAAUUCCAGAGGAUAUCAGUGACAGAGAUGACGAUUUCAUUUCCAAUGAUAAUUAUGACUUGGAGCCUGCAUCUGAAUUAGGAGAAGAUUUAUUGAAGCUUUAUGUGAAACCUUGUUGCCCAGAUAUUGAUAUUUUUGUUGAUGGAAAACGUUUUAAAGCUCACAGGGCCAUUUUGAGUGCCAGAUCUAGUUAUUUUGCUGCAAUGCUGAGUGGCUGUUGGGCUGAAAGCUCCCAAGAGUAUGUUACUCUUCAAGGUAUAAGCCAUGUAGAACUGAAUGUUAUGAUGCAUUUUAUAUAUGGAGGAACUCUGGACAUUCCAGACAAAACUAAUGUUGGUCAGAUACUCAAUAUGGCUGAUAUGUAUGGACUAGAAGGAUUAAAAGAAGUAGCAAUCUAUAUUUUAAGAAGAGAUUACUGUAAUUUCUUUCAGAAGCCUGUUCCCAGAACAUUGACAUCUGUACUAGAAUGCCUGAUUAUUGCUCAUUCAGUUGGAGUGGAAAGUCUUUUUGCUGACUGCAUGAAGUGGAUUGUAAAGCAUUUUGCAAGGUUUUGGUCUGAGAGAAGCUUUGCAAAUAUACCUCCUGAGAUUCAGAAAAGUUGUCUUAAUAUGUUGAUUCAGUCCUUAAAUGAUAAGAAUGCUGCUUUUCUUCUGAUGGAAAGUGACAGGCUAAUCAUCAGUUUACCCAGAGUGAAGUGGACAGAAGUGGCAUUGACUAUGGCGUCUCAGCUUCAAGAAAAAUGCAUUGCAUUUAUUGUAGAAAACUUCUCCAAGAUUAUUCAGAGUGAAAAUUUUGCUCUUCUCUUACAGUCACAAGCAAUGAGUAGCACAGCCGAUCUGUUGGACACAAUUUUCAAAGCAAUUGAAGAAAAUAUCACCACUGAAAAUAGUUGCUCUCUUCUUAUGGCUCUGGACACAUUGCUGAACUCUGACAGUACAAAGGAAAUGGUACUGAAUGGUUUUACGUGCAAGAUCCAGGCUCUGCGUGAUAAGCUGUGGAUCUUCCUGGUUCAGUCUUUCUAUGCUGUUCGUCACACAGAAAGCUGGAAGCUGAUGAGCACAGAUGAUCAACAGAAAAUCCAAGCAGCUGCAUUUGACAAAGGUGAUGAUCGAAGACUUGGCAAAAAGCCUAUAUUCAGUAGCUCACAGGUAAACUUUCUAAAUUUUAUAGCAAAGAAACAAGUUUCUGACUCUGGUGAUAUAAAAAUCAAAUCUUGGAGGGAAAAUAACAAGAAAGAGUGUUGGAGUUAUCUCUCUACUAAUAAAAAGAUGAACCAAGGAUUAGGAGCAUCUGGACAUUCAUCAAGUACCAAUAGAAAUAGUAUAAAUAAAACUCUGAAGCAAGAUGAUGUAAAGGAAAAAGAUGGUACAAAAAUAGCAUCUAAAAUUACAAAACAACUAAAACUGGGGGAAAAAUGUUUUAAAGCCCAAACUAUAAUAAAAUCCAAAACAGGAAAUGGUGAUAAUGCACGGUUGGAAAACAUGUCACCUAGACAAGUUGUAGAAAGAUUAACAGCAGCAGCAGCAACUGGACAGAAGAAUUUACUAAAUGGAAAAGGAGUGAGAAAUCAGGAAGGGCAAAUUACAGGUGCCAGACCCAAGGUAAUUACAGGAAACUGAAUGUGCAAGCCAAAGCAAAACCUUGAAGAAAGCGACAGGAAGGAUUCUCCAUGCCUCAGCAUCGCAGGACCCAGCAGAUCCACAGAUUCAAGUAUGGAAUUCUCAAUUUCCACUGAAUGUCUGGAUGGACCAGAAGAAAAUGGAUCAAUAGGAGAAGAAAAGCCUUCUGGACAUAAACUAUCCUUUUGUGAUUCUCCAGCACAGAUGGUGAAAAACAGUGUAGUUAGUGUCAGUACCUCCACUGUAGCCAUAAAAUCUCGACCUGUUUCAAAAGUUACCAAUGAACUUUACCAAAAAAGUAUUCAUGAACAAGACACUACUAUAAAUCACAGUGUACUAAAGAAGGUCAGUGGCAAAGGAUAUAGUGAGCCAGUACCACAGGCAAUUUUGAAGAAAAGAGGAACUAGCAAUGGAUAUGGCGCAGCUCAGCAGAGGACAAAGAGUACCCCAUCUAAUCUUACUAAAACUCAAGGAUCCCAAGGAGAGUCACCAAACUCAGUAAAAUCUUCAGUCUCUUCAAGGCAGUCUGAUGAAAAUGUAAAGUUGGACCAUAAUAUGCCUACAGAGAAACAAGCACCUAAGAGAAAAAUCGUCAAGCAAGUACACACAGCUUUGCCUAAGGUUAAUGGCAUUAGGGCAAUGCCUAAAAAUCUAAAUCAGUCAAAGAAAGGUGAAACUUUGAAUAAUAAAGAUUCAAAACAGAAAAUGCUUCCUGGACAGGUUAUGUCAAAAACUCAUCCUUCCUCCCAAAGACUCUUAAAAAGUGGAAACACCAUUGUCCAAAAAGUAUGUUUCAUGAUGCUUGAAAAAUAAUAAACAUAUUGUAUUUAAACAGUAGCUCACAAACCUCUCAUUAAUCUUGCAUCUGAAAUCAGUGAUGCAGAAGCCCAGUCAUCCUGCAGGCUUAGACCAAAGCCAUUACAUGAUCAAGAAAAAGAGAAGUUGGUGUUAGAAUGCCAAAAUAUUUCCAAAGCUGGAUAACCAAUAAAAACACAAACUGAAUCCAAACAGAUUUGUUUAGAUAAAAGUGAAACAAAAUUUCUGAAUCACAAAGAAACAGAUCAUUGCAAUGCAGCUAACAUAUGUUGUCAUUCUGAUGGGAGUGAUAAUGUAAAUUCAAAAUGACACACCACAGCCCUAAAAUACAUGGUUCCAAAUCCAAAUGAAAAUUCCUUGAACUCUAAUCCAGCUUGUGAUUUAGACUCAACAAGUGCAGGGCAAAUCCAUUUGAUAUCAGAGGAGAACCAAGUAGCAGAAAAGAUACAAACAAACAACUUGGCACAUAAAUGUGUGGAAGAUGUUUUACUGUGUAUUCCUGAAAGGGCAAAUGGUACCUUAAAUUUGCCUAAGAAGACAAAAAUUGAAAGUUCCUUUUGGAAGGACUGACAAUUUCAGUGGUUCGAUGCUCAUAUGGAUGAAGACAACAUGCUACAGCAGACUCCAGAUGUUUCCUCCGGUUUUUCUAGACAGCUGUCAGAAAAAUUUCCUAAAAAUAUGGAAACACUAGAAUUCCAGAGAGCCGUGAAACUCCAACCCAUCAGGGUCACUGAACUUGAGUAUCAGGUUCUGCAUCAGAGAGAGUCUGAAUCUGAUACUGGCUGAAGUACCACAUCCUCCCGGAAGGACAUAAAGCCCAGAUCUGAAGACUAUGAUGCCGGAGGGUCUCAGGAUGAUGAUGGGUCAAAUGACAGAGAUUCUAAAUGUGGUACUAUGCUGCUAUGAUUUUCUCGUGGAAGAAGUAGCAGUGAUACCAGUACUCCAAGAAUUAAAAUUUAUGAUAGUAAUUAAGACUGAAGUAAAAUGAAAGCAAGUAGUAAUGAUCUUUUAAGAUUCACAAGUGAUGAUGAAAUCAGGAAAAGGCCAGAAAUUUGGUCUCGAUCUACAAUAGUUCACUCCUAGGAAAAGAAAUCUAUUCCACGAGGCAGUGUCCAGUUUGCAGAAAUAGAUCAAGUAUCUUCUUCAGCAGAUGAAACAGAGGAUGAAAGAUCUGAAGCUGAAAAUGUUGCAGAAAAUUUCUCUAUAUCUAACCCAGCUCCUCAGCAGUUUCAGGGAAUAAUUAAUUUAGCUUUUGAAGAUGCAACUGAAAAUGAAAUGGAAUUUUCUGCAAAUAAAAAGUUUAAAAAGGUCAGUUUUAUUUCAGUUGAUGAAUGUGAAGAGCUAUCAGAUGAAGGAGAAGUCCAUAAUUUCUUUCAGCCUUCUGUAGAUUCUUUUUCACCUGAUGUUUUUGAUAGCAUUUCUCAUGAACAUCAAAGGACCUGCUAUUCCAGAUUCUCACGAGAAAGUGAAAAUAAUAUUUUAGAAUGUAAACAAAAUAAAGGCAAUAGUGUAUGUAAAAAUGAAAGCACUCUCUUGGAUCUUAGUAGCAUUGACUCUUCAAGAAAAAAUAAACAGAGUGUUUCAGCCACAGGAAAAAAGAACACAAUAGAUGUCCUAUCCAGUAGAGGCAGACACCUUCUUCCAGAAGAUAAAAAAGUAAACAAUGGAAGCAGUGUAGAUAAUUUAUUAUCCACAACGAGCAAAUUCUUGGAUAGUGAUGCAACUCAAGUAUGACCAUGUCACUUGAGCUUCAUCAGCAGAAACCAUUCUGACAUACCAAAGAACAGCUACAAAUCUCUAGACUCCUUUUCUCGGAGUCAAGUCUGGCCUCAGGAAGGUCCAGUGAAAGAGAGCUAUCUACAGCUACUAAAAGCUAAUAUUGCUUUAUCUGCAGGAGACAUAGAUGAUUGUGACACACUGGCACUAACCUGCACAAAAGGACCACACACGGCCUUCAAAACCCUGUCUCCAAUAUAUGAGAUGGAUGGAGAAGCAUUUGAGCAGAAAGUGGAAUCAGAAACACAUGUUACAGAUACGGGAUUUGAAGAUGACCAACAUUUUGCAAAACAAGUGACACUACUAAAGCAACUGCUCUCUGAACAGGAUUCAAACUUAGAUGUUACAAAUCUGCCUGAAGACUUAAAUUUAGCACAGUAUCUAAUCAAUCAGACACUACUUUUAGUAGAUAGCUCAAAACCUCAGGGUAUAGCACAUAUUGACACUUUGAACAGAUGGAGUGAACUAACAUCUCCACAUGAUGAUUCCUCAGCGAGCAUCACCAUGGCUAGUUUUUCCUCUGAAGAUUGUUCGCCUCAAGGGGAGUGGACAAUUCUGGAACUGGAAACUCAGCAUUAAGUGUUAACAUUUUGGAAAAAUUUAUGCCACUCCUUUAUUUUUUGAUGCCUAUAUUAUAUCCAAAUGAUAAUUGCAUUAGCCAGAUAUAAACUUUCCUUAAUAUUGAGUCUUUCCAAUUUAAUGAGGUAAACAUAGUUUAUUUAUUAAUAUAUCACAUACAGAAAAAUGUUUUUCUAAAGUUUUUGAGCAUGUUUUCUAUAAUUAUUAGAAAAAUUAGAAGACUUGUAAGGAAACCUUUGCUUCAGUUUUCCUUUCCUAACUGAUCAUUUGUUCACUUGUUCAUUAUUCAAGAAUUUAAAAUGUGAAUGCACAAGUAGAUCAGUCCCUUUACUUUUUGCUCUGCAUAUGGUAACAUAGUAAUUUAACAAUAAAAAACUUACUGUGCUUGUGUCCA
This is a messenger RNA of Chlorocebus sabaeus (green monkey), 6662 nucleotides long. Lineage: Eukaryota; Metazoa; Chordata; Mammalia; Primates; Cercopithecidae. The record is from RefSeq and is a predicted model, not a curated record.